Haliotis rubra (blacklip abalone) is the source of this 4477-nucleotide messenger RNA. RefSeq names its product mitochondrial folate transporter/carrier-like. Gene Ontology annotation, biological process: nucleotide transport; folate import into mitochondrion. The record is from RefSeq and is a predicted model, not a curated record. Gene Ontology annotation, molecular function: FAD transmembrane transporter activity; folic acid transmembrane transporter activity. NCBI's taxonomy places the organism in Eukaryota, Metazoa, Mollusca, Gastropoda, Lepetellida, Haliotidae. Bases 137 to 1099 code for a protein of 320 amino acids. The transcript is spliced from 7 exons. Gene Ontology annotation, cellular component: mitochondrion.
UGGCAAAGAUGGCCGACGGCACAAACAAGGCUAGCAGUUGACGAACACUAAAUCCUUGGUUUUCAAGGAUGACUACCAGGACUGAAAGACAGUAUUUAACUAGACGCAUUUUUUGUUGUUUAAGACACUAAACAGUAUGGCUAGACCGCCGAUAGAAACGGAUACAAGGCCCACGCGCCUCUACUCGGUGUUGAGAAAUGUCAAAUGGGAGUAUUUGGUGGCUGGAAUAUCUGGCGGAGUUGUUUCCACACUGGUACUUCAUCCUCUGGACUUAGUUAAAAUCAGAUUUCAAGUAAAUGAAGGCUAUGGUGUGACUAAUCGACCAAAGUACAAUGGAAUUGUCCAUGCAUUGCGCAGUAUAGCUAGAAGUAAUGGUUUUGUUGGCCUCUAUCAAGGAGUCACACCCAACAUCUGGGGUGCUGGCAUGUCCUGGGGAUUAUACUUCUUCUUUUACAACUCCAUCAAAAGUAAGAUGAAUGAGGGAGACUCCAAGCGCAACCUUGGACCUGGCUAUCACAUUAUGGCAGCCACUGGCGCAGGAUUCACAACAUUAGUGUUGACCAACCCUAUCUGGGUGACCAAGACCCGCCUGUGUCUGCAGUAUGACAAGCCAGCAGCAUCUAAAUCCAGUGUGCACUAUAAGGGUAUGGUGGAUGCCCUCUUCAAGAUCUAUAAGUUCGAGGGCAUUAGGGGUCUUUACAAGGGUUUUGUACCUGGUGUGUUUGGGAUCUCCCAUGGUGCUCUACAGUUCAUGGCCUACGAGGAAAUGAAGACACUUUACAACACUUACAGGAAUCAAGCCAUUGACACCCGCCUGGGUUCAGCUGAGUAUGUGGUAUUUGCUGCCUUGUCCAAGAUGUUUGCUGCUACCACUACAUAUCCCUACCAAGUCCUCCGGUCUCGCAUACAGGACCAACAUAGAGAGUACGGAAGUAUACGAGAUAUAAUCCGACAGAUAUUCAAGUACGAGGGUAUACGAGGGCUGUAUAAAGGCCUAGGCGUCUAUCUGUGGCACGUCACCCCUAACAUAUGUAUAGUGUUUCUGCUGUACGAAUAUAUCACAAACUUGAAGAGCAACCGUCCCGACAACCACAGCUGAUGGGACCCUGUACAGAGACAUCUCCUCACUGGACUUUGGAUACAAGAAACGUCAACAUGAUUGCCAGCAGAAUUAUUGUAGAGAUUUCAUUCUAAUAGUUACAAGACAUUUGCAGGAAGAAUAGUCUACAUGAGUGUCAGCUACAGGAAUAUAUCAGCUGCAUACGUGGUGGGCAACGUAUUGGCAAUUUCAUGUUUAUGUUCACCAGAAGCUUGAUGAAGAGGUGACAGAAGACUGUUUACAACUUUGAGCCCAGUGAAUCUGAUGGACGUCAAGGAUUCACAGAAUUGAUCAGACUCAGAAAUCCAUAUGUCAAAUGAAAACAAUAUACCUCUACUAUAUAUAAAGUUUGGCAUGUAUGGCGAGUGAAGUGACACUGCACAGCUUGCUGUUAUGUACAGUACAGGGCAGAUGUGUGUUGGCAGCCAUACAUGUACUGUACAAACAACACUCUAUCAUCUGCACACAGUGUACACUGUCGAGCAUGCUUUUAUUCACACUCACACACACACUCACUCAGAGAGAGAGACACAGAGAGAACACACACACAGACACACACACACACACACACACACACACACACACACAGAAACACAUGCUUGCACGCACACACGCGUAAAUGCAUAAAUAGAUUAUGCUGUGCGUUUAGACCAAUGUUGUAGAGGUCAAUUUUGUUUGAUAAUGUCAGCAGUUUUAAUGGGGAAUUCAACCAAUUAUUCUUACAUGUGGUUGUUCUGAGUCACAAUUAUGGCUCUGAAUUGUGCCUGAUAUUGUGCUGAUGAAAAAGGUUGUUAAUUCCGCACAACAUUGUUGUUUGUAACUUGAAGUUUUAACGUUAUGUAUAAUUAAAGGUAUUUAAUGUUCACAAUACAUUGUUAUAAAAUAUAUUCCGAUGCAUUUAUGGAAGUGACUGACAUCAUGUGUUGUUAUAUGUGCAAUUAUGACUUGUUUUUAUCAUGAAUGAUUGUCAAAUGACAGAAUCUCAUGUAAUUUGAUAUACAAGUACAUAUGUUUCACACAUCUUCAUGAUCAUAUCAACAGGACAUACCCAUCAUUAAAUCAUUUUUGUUGUUUAAAGUCAGCAGACCUAGAAUUCAAAAUAUUCAUAUCAGUGCCAUAGAAUAGUCAAAAACAGCUAGCAUUGUUGAUUCGUGUCAAAUAAAAUUUUUUAUGUUAUUGUUUAUAAAUUAUAGACUUUUACUUAAACAGUUGGUUUUGAAUAUGAGGGGUUUGCAAUGGCUGAUAGUGAAUCUGCUUGAUCAGUUUCUUUUGAAGGAGUAAACAAUUAUCAUGAUUGAAUAUAUUUUUAUAUCCCAUCACAGCAAUCAGGUAAACAACACGCUAACUCCAUUUUUACUCUCUUUUCUGAUUGUGUCAUAUGUGGGUGGAAUCUCUUCAAAAAUAUUAGAAGGUGUGACUUUGCAGAAAGAAUUAAGAUACUACUCAGCAGAAGGCCCAUGAUAGGAAGGUAGUGUCUUGCUGUACCAACCAGCCAGGACACUGGGUGUUCUUUAUAAUCUUCUGAGUAGUAUAUUGCAUUGUUCAAUGUGUUAUUGGGGAGGUGUCAACCAGGAACUAUAGAAGCUGUUUACAAGCUACUAAUCUACAGAAACUACCUGCAAUAGUAAUCUCAGAUUAUCACAGUUUAUCCUUGUGUACAAUGACAAAUCUGCAUGUAACACGUUGGCCUGCUAUGUAAACCCUGUACAGGUAAUGGAGACACACAUAUUACAUUAUCAUAGUUUCUUGUUAGGAAAUUGUAUUUUCCAUUGUUCAGGUGAUCACGAUUGGAAAUUAAGUGGACGUGCAGAUUACGCAUGUCUCUCUGAAUAUGUGGGUGUUUGCGAUCAUGGUGUAAUGUUAGAACUAAUACCACUAGUGUAUGUAUUAUGUCUCGUUUAGACCAGGUAACUGGUGUUCUGCAGCAAAUCUUGUGAAGUUACAUUGCUUGAUGACAAUAUUGUAUCUGAUUUAGAUAUCUGUAGAUUAUUGUCCAUAUUCUGUUUAUAUCAAUGGUUACCAUGCUGAUAUUAUAUUUAUCUCACAUAUGCAGCAUUAUUUGUACCAGUAUACCAAAGAGCAUAUAGUGAUGUACUCAUUGAUCUCAAUACAUUCCUGUCUCAGCUUCUGUCCUCACAAUCCCCCUGGCUCAGCUCUUUCACAUGCAAGUCUGUUUCAAGAUAAACAUAUUGUGCAUGCCGUAAACAUGUUUUUAACAUAAUCACGUUUCUUUUUCAAUUUCAUCCAAAACUGAACAUGUUCAAUAUAAGUAUUCAUAACUGUAUAGCUGAUAGCAGUGCCAUCGGCUCAGUCUUGCUUGAUUGGAAAUUACACGUGGGUGGCACAGCAAUUGGAAUUCAAACUAUUAAAAUGACAUUUUAGAAUCUCAUAUUUACUGUAUUGCAAGGACACUCUUUCUCUAAGACGGGUAAUUGUGAAAAGAAGAAUAUCAACAAACUCUGGUGCUAUAGUCACAAUAUGGCUGAAAUAUUGCCACGUGACUUAGUAGUGUAACUCACUCCUUCCUACUGUAUCAUGUGGAGUUAAUGCCUGAGUAUGUGAUCUGUGGUGGGUAGGUAGCCUGGGCCCUGUUUCACCAAACUGUCUUGGUGUUACGACUGUCGUACCUCCUAUACUGUAACAGACUAGUUGUAGCACUAUGAUAGCUUUGUGAAACAGGGUCCUGGUUGAGUGUUCACCCAUACAGCUGAGUACGUAGGUUUGUCUUCCUUCCAUGAUGUGGCUGUGAUGCUGCAGAAACGGGCAUUAACAAAGUUAUGUUUUUCCUUUUGAUAAGACAUCAAGUGCUGACAUCCUUAAUUAGCAAUGCUGGUAUGCAUUGAAAUUGAAGUUUCAUUGUGCUCUGGUUGAGUCAAUCAUGUUAUUUUCUUGAAACAUUGUUUGUAAUUAUUCAGUAUUUGAAAUUAAACGCACAUGUUCAUGGGUCUUUGUCACAACCUUACAUUAAACAUCAGAGAUUGAGGGGCCUGUAGGUACACAAGGGGUCAGGGACCCCAGGACACUCUUUAGUUUUGAACAAUAUUUCUGACCAGGAAAGGUGAGCUUCGGAGCCUGGGACAUUGGCUUAUUUCAGUUGUUAAAUGUAUAGUUUAUCCCGUAGGAGUUAGGGUGUGUUUCUUUGUUAAAUGUAUAGUUUAUCCUCUAGGAGUUAGGGUGUGUUUCUUUGUUAAAUGUAUAGUUUAUCCUCUAGGAGGCUUGCUUUGUUAAAUGUAUAGUUUAUCCUCUAGGAGUUAGCCUGUGUUUUUUUCAGUUGCAGUUGUAAUGUGUCUUUAAUAUGUGUAGUAUUCAGGUGAUGUGAUUGAAAUGUGUACAUAUGUACAUAAGGAGCAGAUGGAAUUAAAUUACAUGUGGCGAUGA